This is a messenger RNA of Ilex paraguariensis (yerba mate), 429 nucleotides long. The record is from the annotation of a GenBank genome assembly. Lineage: Eukaryota; Viridiplantae; Streptophyta; Magnoliopsida; Aquifoliales; Aquifoliaceae.
AUGCUUGCUCUGAGGAAGUACCAGAACUCUAAGGUAUGGGAGGCCCGGCUGAAAGUUUGCAUUUUGCGAUACUUGUGGUUGGGAGGAUUCAGCGUUGCCUUUGAUCCAAUUGAUGGCUCCAGUAUCGUUGAUACAAAUUUUACAGUGGGCACCAUCUUUGGGGUGUGGCUGGGAGAAAAGCUAACUGGAGUAACAAGAAGAGACCAAGUCGCGCCAGCAAUGGUGAUUUAUGGACUGCGAGCAACAUAUGUUCUUGCUCUCAAAGAUAUCCCUGGCACCCAUGAGUUUCUCCUUCUAGAUGAAGGUACUCACACAACAUUGCUAGAUUUAACAGCCACAAAAUGGGCUACUCUAUUUUCAGUCUCUAUGCAGGGAAGGACACUGUCAUAUUCAGGGAAGGAUUCUAUCAUGUUCAGAAGUGAAUAUUGA